AUGUCAAAUCUGAACUCAGGUUCGGCACCGCGAACCUUGAGAGGCAAGACUCGGGUAAAAGCCGUUCCUGAGGUGAAGAUUGUGGAAACAGCCAACUCUCUGUCAGCGUCUAAUUUCUUCGAAAAGUACGGCAAGACAUGGAGCUCGACAGCUUCUCUAUUGGACGGCCACUCGGAGCUGCACCAUUGCCAGGAUGAUGCUUCACAUAUCCCUCCGGCAUUGCUCGAACAAUGCCUGAAGUUGAUUGAGCUGACCAGCGCGCAAGACUACCAGAACUCCGAGCUGAAAUGGUCUCCGUCCAAAAAAAGGAAAGAGAUGAGGCUCCCGGACAUGAAAUAUAUCAUUCUCGUCGAAAGGAAUACCUCGAAUCUCGCAGGCUUCAUCUCCUUCAUGAUCACCUACGAAGAUGGCUAUGAGGUCGUUUACAUCUACGAGAUCCACUUCGCUCCAGCGUGGCAAGGGAAAGGGUUGGGGAAAAAGCUGAUGAGAGCCGUGGAAGCAAUUGGCCAGAGCGUGGGCGUGGGCAAAUCCAUGUUGACCGUAUUCACAGCAAAUGAGCGAGCUGUCAACUGGUACCACAAGCUGGGCUACUCAGAAGACGAGUUUUCUCCAGGUCCACGGACCCUGCGAAACGGCACGGUCAAGGAACCAAGUUAUGUCAUCCUCUCGAAGAGAUUGAACGAUUAG
This is a messenger RNA of Capronia coronata CBS 617.96, 687 nucleotides long. RefSeq lists its product as uncharacterized. NCBI's taxonomy places the organism in Eukaryota, Fungi, Ascomycota, Eurotiomycetes, Chaetothyriales, Herpotrichiellaceae. The transcript has a single exon. The record is from RefSeq and is a predicted model, not a curated record. Gene Ontology annotation, cellular component: nucleus. Gene Ontology annotation, molecular function: histone H4 acetyltransferase activity; protein N-terminal-serine acetyltransferase activity; histone H2A acetyltransferase activity. The coding region runs from base 1 to 687 and encodes 228 amino acids.